AUGGAUAGAGUGACAAAUGAGGAGGUACUCAGGCGGAUGAGCAAAGAUAGAGAACUCCUAUCAACAGUGAAGGAAAGGAAAUUACAGUACGUCGUUCACAUCAUGAGGGAUAAUCGAUACGAGGUGCUCAGACUGGUCAUCGAAGGCAAAAUUGAGGGCAGGAGAUCAGUGGGAAGAAGGCAAAACUCCUGGCUUAAGGAUCUGCGUCGUUGGUUUGGAAGAACAUUGAUCGAAAUUUUCAGAGGUGUGGUUUCACACACCAUCAUGGCCAGUUGGGUCGCCAACCUUCGAAGGGAGACGGCAGUCUUAGAAGAAGAAGAACGAUAUGAUAGAUACAAUGAGAUGGAUAAAAAUCUAGCAAGGGCAAAACUUCUCCAACAGUGGCAAGAGAAAUGGAAUAACGGAAUAUAUGGCAGAUGGACUAACAGGUUAAUACCCGACAUACAACUAUGGUUAAACAGACUAUAUGGAGAAGUCGAUUACUUCAUGAGUCAAUCUAAAUUGUGGGAAGCCCUCGAGAAAACGAAUAUCAGCAUAACAUUAAUUAGGGCGGUCCAAGAACUUUAUAAGAGCAACACUAGCCAAGUAAAGAAAGGACAAACAGUAUCAAAGGGAUUCAGCAUAAACAAAGAUCUUAAACAGGGCGGCUGUCUAUCGCCGACACUGUUUAAAAUCUAUUUGGAACAAGCUCUGAAAACGUGGAAAUGGAAGUGCGAACUGAUGGAGAUACCACUAAACGACUCGAUACUUUACACUCUUUGUUUCGGUGAUGAUCAAAUAAUACUGGCUCAAGACUAUGAGGACCUGGAAUAUAUGACCCGCAAACUAAUUGAAGAGUAUCACAAGUGGGGGCUGGAGGUAAACCUUAAUAAGACGGAAUAUAUGUGUAUCGGCGGCGAACAACAGAACUUAAUCCUAGAACAGCAACAGCAAGAGAUAAAACACUGCCAAAAAUAUAAAUAUCUGGGCAUGCACAUUACCAACGAUGGUAGCCUUGAUGAAGAAAUUAAGUGCAUAAACAACCAGGGAAAACAAGCAAUUAGACAACUCAACAGCAUUUUAUGGAAUAAGGCCAUAUCAAAAGAAAACAAACACAAAAUUUAUAACGGCAUAGUUAAAAGCAUCAUUAGUUAUUGUAGUGAAGUAUGGUCUUUGAAAGAAAGAAACCUUUAA
This is a messenger RNA of Sitophilus oryzae (rice weevil), 1173 nucleotides long. RefSeq lists its product as uncharacterized. The record is from RefSeq and is a predicted model, not a curated record. NCBI's taxonomy places the organism in Eukaryota, Metazoa, Arthropoda, Insecta, Coleoptera, Curculionidae. Bases 1 to 1173 code for a protein of 390 amino acids. The transcript has 3 exons.